GGACGAGGCGGGAGAGGCGGGGCGGGCGCCUCCGCGGAGUCUCGGCGUGAGCAGGUGGAGCCGCCGCGGGAGCCCGCCCGGCCGAGGGAGGCAGCGGCUGGGCCGGGGCCAUGGAGCUGCUGAAGCUGAACCGGAGCAUGCCAGGACCGGGACCGGGGCCAGGGGCUGCCCUCUGCCGCCCCGGGGUCGCCCUCCUCAACGGCAGUGACACCGGCAACCUCAGCUGCGAGCCGCCUGCCGCCCGAGGAAACGGGACACGAGAACUGGAGCUUGCCAUUAGGGUCACCCUCUACGCAGUGAUCUUUCUGAUGAGUGUUGGAGGGAAUGUGCUCAUCAUUGUGGUCCUCGGACUGAGCCGCCGCUUGAGGACUGUCACCAACACCUUCCUGCUGUCACUGGCUGUCAGCGACCUCCUCCUGGCUGUGGCCUGCAUGCCCUUCACCCUCCUGCCCAACCUCAUGGGCACAUUCAUCUUUGGCACAGUCGUCUGCAAGGCGGUUGCCUACCUCAUGGGGGUGUCAGUAAGUGUGUCCACGCUAAGCCUGGUGGCCAUCGCCUUGGAGAGGUACAGCGCCAUCUGCCGACCACUGCAGGCCCGCGUGUGGCAGACACGCUCCCACGCUGCUCGUGUGAUCAUAGCCACAUGGAUGCUGUCGGGGCUGCUCAUGGUGCCCUACCCUGUAUACACCGUCGUGCAGCCAGUGGGGCCCCGAGUGCUGCAGUGCGUGCAUCGCUGGCCCAGUGCGAGGGUUCGCCAAACCUGGUCGGUACUGCUGCUCCUGCUUCUGUUCUUCAUCCCGGGUGUGGUUAUGGCGGUGGCCUACGGGCUCAUUUCCCGCGAACUCUACUUAGGGCUUCGCUUUGAUGGCGACAGUGACAGCGAGAGCCAGAGCCGAGCCCGAAGCCCAGGAGGGUUGCCAGCUGGGGCGGGACCAGGUGUUGCCCUGCAGAACGGGCGUUGCCGGCUGGAGACCCGGCUGGCGGGCGGCGAGGACGGCGACGGCUGCUACGUGCAGCUCCCGCGCUCCCGGCCGGCUAUGGAGCUGUCCGCGCUGACCGCACCCACUCCCGGGCCGGGAUCCUGCCACCGGCCGACCCAGGCCAAGCUGCUGGCCAAGAAGCGCGUGGUGCGAAUGUUGCUGGUGAUCGUCGUGCUCUUCUUCCUGUGUUGGCUGCCGGUGUACAGCGCCAACACGUGGAAGGCCUUCGACGGCCCCGGAGCGCGCCGAGCACUGUCGGGCGCGCCCAUCUCUUUCAUCCACUUGCUGAGCUAUGUCUCGGCGUGUGUCAACCCCCUGGUCUACUGCUUCAUGCACCGCCGCUUUCGCCAGGCCUGUCUCGACACGUGUGCCCGAUGCUGCCCGCGGCCCCCGCGAGCUCGCCCCCGGCCUCUUCCAGACGAGGACCCUCCCACCCCCUCCAUCGCUUCCCUGUCCAGGCUGAGCUACACCACCGUCAGCACGCUGGGGCCUGGCUGAGGGGUGGGGGGCGAGUGGGGGCUAAGGCAGGACAGGCCGAUUUUUCAAGCACUGACCCAUUCAGACACACAAGAGACACAGACGCCCCCUCCCCCUCCCCCGCAAAAGACUGACACCCAACAGCAUGGACUUACCCCCAAAACACAGGAAAAGGUGGCUUAUUGGCACAAAGUAAACAAAGCGGACCCACACACAGAAAACGAGGCACACUCUCUGUGGCAUAGAAACAGGGCACUGACCUUGGACAGACUAUCCCUCCGCAGCAGGACCUCUAUGACCGGGAAGACCGGCCUCACACACGCAGCAUAAUGGCACUGAUUCAUUUAGGGAUCUGGAGCCCGGCACUGGGCUGACUCCUGAGAUGCUCCAGGCUGCCCCCCGUUUGACCUCGCAGUGCCCUUCCCCAAGCAGCACUGGGUACACCAACCUCAUCUCACAGCUCCCUGGCUAACAGGCUGUUUUGCACUGAGAAGUCCCUUCAUUCCUUUCCAAUUAAAUACUAUGUCCCUGCCCCCACCGACCUCUUCAAUAAAUAAUAAAUGCCUUGGCUUCCUCCUAAA
Molecule: messenger RNA, 2038 nt
Organism: Myotis myotis
Lineage: Eukaryota; Metazoa; Chordata; Mammalia; Chiroptera; Vespertilionidae
Gene: CCKBR
Product: cholecystokinin B receptor
Exons: 5
Coding region: 111-1478 (455 amino acids)
Biological process (GO): phospholipase C-activating G protein-coupled receptor signaling pathway
Cellular component (GO): plasma membrane
Molecular function (GO): gastrin receptor activity; cholecystokinin receptor activity
Source: RefSeq, a predicted model, not a curated record